Cydia amplana is the source of this 916-nucleotide messenger RNA. RefSeq names its product phospholipase A1 member A-like. The record is from RefSeq and is a predicted model, not a curated record. Gene Ontology annotation, biological process: lipid catabolic process. The transcript has 3 exons. Gene Ontology annotation, molecular function: lipase activity. Bases 230 to 916 code for a protein of 228 amino acids. NCBI's taxonomy places the organism in Eukaryota, Metazoa, Arthropoda, Insecta, Lepidoptera, Tortricidae.
UUCAGGUCCCAAUUUAUCCAAACCCGCCGAAAUCAAACCAGAACAUUUGGACAAUUUGAAAAUCGAAGUACUGGGUAACGGUUCGCUAUUCGAAGCCAAGUGGACCUCAUACAACUAUCACAACGUGAAAGCCUUGGCAAAGAAUCCUGAUGUGAACUUCAGCCGAAAAACUGUCGUAUACGCUCCUGGAUAUUUUGAACCAACUGCAUUACCUAUUGGAAGGAAUUUGAUGGUGCUGUAUAAGAAAUUGGGAUAUAACGUGCUUUUGUUAGAAUAUGUGGCUUUCACUACGAAUAUAUACCCUGUAGUCGUCCGCUUGUCGCGUCCUAUUGGCAAACACGUUGGUGAAAUGUUAGCCAACCUAACAGCGGUCGGUCUAGAUCCAAAAAAGCUGGAGCUGGUAGGUCUUAGCCUCGGUGGAGUGAUCAUGCCUUUUAUAGCUAGGAGAUUUCGUCAGAUCACCGGAAGCAACAUAUCUUCAAUGACCGCUCUUGAUCCGGCGGGACCUUGCGUCAGGCAUCUUGGACCAGACCAACGACUGGGUCCUUCAGAUGCUGAUUUUGUUCUUCACAUCGCAACAAAUACUGGUGGAUAUGGCAUGACCACUCCAGUAGGACAUGUGACUGUGUAUGUUAAUGGAGGGGAGUACCAACCAGGUUUCCUUACGUCUUUUCUUUGCGACGAUCUAUGCAGUCACUGGCGAUCGUUAUAUAUAUGGAUGUCGGCAUUGGAACAUCCCGGUUCAUUUAUAGCCAUGCAAUGUGAUUCUGUACAGCAAGCGAAAGACCAUCAUUGUUUUGAUAGAAAACCGAUGUGGAAACCACAGGGUGCUGGUGUGUUGAGGCCAAGGCCUUUUUGGUGGUGGGGAGACGCAUGCGGGAGAGGGGUUUGGAUCCUCGCUCUGGGUUCUUCCUGA